AUGAAUCGAUUGUUGGGCAACAAACGGCGAGCAUCAUUUGAUGUUAAUCAACGGCCAUUGUCAUUUAAAGUUUAUUAUUUAGGAAAUGUAGCAACAUCAUUAACAAGAGGUGAUGGCUGUGCUGAUCGACCAGCUAAAAUUCUUUGGGAUAUGCAUAUAAAAAAUCAAGGACGUUUAGGAAGAAAACUUCGUUUAACGAUUACAAAUGGUGGUUUACAAGCAGACAGUUAUACGAAAACAGAAACAACAAAUGAUAUUACUAUUUAUUGUACAAAUCGUAUUGCAUAUUAUUUUAUUGCUGAUAAACUUAAUCCAAAAAUGUUUAUUUGGGUUUAUAGACAUGUUAAUGUUCGAUCAGGUUUAACAACAGAGCUUCGUUGUCACGCAUGUUUAUGUUCAAGUGAAAAUGAUGCUAAAUCUCUUAGUGAUUCACUUCAUCAUCAAUUACAAGAUUCUUUACGUGAAUAUGUACGUGAAAAACAUCGUCGUCAAAUAAGUCGAUUAUCUAUGAUAUCAUCAUUAAAUUUAACAAAUAUAGAUAAAACAAUGAAUGAACCACCUAAACGUUUAUUGACUCGAAGUCAAGCAUCAAAUUAUCGACCAUCAUUAGCUCGAUCAAUGUCAAAUAUUGGUCUUGGACGUAUGGAUGAUAUUGAAGAGAAUGAUGAUGAAUUAACUAGUGAAGCAACAACAAUGUCAACAUCAUCAACAUCUUCUAUUGAUUUAAUCACAUCAAAAUUUACUGAUUUACAUACAGAUAAAAAAAUGAAAUUGUAUGCACAUGCUCUGUCGGAUAUUCUAUGA
Rotaria sp. Silwood2 is the source of this 804-nucleotide messenger RNA. The record is from the annotation of a GenBank genome assembly. NCBI's taxonomy places the organism in Eukaryota, Metazoa, Rotifera, Eurotatoria, Philodinida, Philodinidae.